ACAAGACAACACCCGAGGAGAACAAAACCCAGAGCCUCGGUCUGUCUGUCUGCAGGAAAAAUGAAAGAGUGAAACAGCAUAAUGUAAGCUUUUAGUGUUCGUAUGUCAUGACCGGCCGUGAAGGAGACGACGCUGUCUGCGAUUUGGUCCCAAGAUGAGCGGCAAGAGAGAGAGGGAGCAGAGGAGGAAGCUGCAGCACUUUCUAAGUGACCUGGCUCUACUUGGAUCACUACAGGGAUUUAAAUACUUCCAGCCUUGGCUAAGAGGGAAAGAGGAGUUGCUGCUGACGGUCGUUAAUGAGGAUCUGGGGUGGCGUUCCCCAGGUUUUGUGGUCUCCAGGGCCUCCACCUUCUCCUCCACCAGCAGCUGUAACAGCAGCAAUGUGUCCCCCAGCAGCAGCUCACCCAGCGUGGACAGCCGGAGUAGCUCACCCCUACCCGGGGAGCCUCCGGGCCCAAAAGACCCCGAGUUGCACACGCACACCAAGACGCAGCCACAGCCCACCAGGGACUCCAGCAGCAAGGAGCACCUUCUCCCAGCCUCCCCCAGCGAAAGAGAGAUAGCAGUGCCUGAGGUGAACUGCACUCUGUUUUUACUGGCCGGCUACGUCAAGUACGGACGGCCCUACGCCUGGAUACGCUCCAAUCACGAGCGCCUGGUUAACAUCGGAGGCACCGAUUCGAUGGUCAAAGACACGCCCAUGAAACUCAAGUCCAUCGCCGACUGGCAGACACGAGGUAUUCGUAUAUGGGACAUCGUGAGUGAGCUGGUGUGCCUGUGCACUGUUCCCUCUCCCUCCAACCCUUUCGCCCUGGACAUGCGUUACAUCAAAAGCCUUCCACUCACUGACUGCUUCCUCGUCACAGGCGCCCUCCUCAACUUCCUGGAGAUGUAUGUUGUCUACGGGAACCGGGACGAGUUGCACUAUGACAAAGUGGUAGAUGAGGUGAAGCCUCUGAGGCGUCUUCAUGUCAAGUCCCUGCUGGAGCUACAGCGACACAGAGAGAGCUCCGGGGUGGCCAGCAGUCAGCAGGAUUCAUCUGGAGAGGAGUGACUGAUUGUAUGUGAUCCACGUCAAGUUGAGAUGUUCUCAGUGCACUUUUACUGACUUCUUGUAUAAAAAAAAAAAAGGGAGAGCAAAUUGGUUCAAAUGUGUAAAAUCUCAUCAGAAAGAUUGUAUUUAGGUAAUUUGUGUUUUCUGAUUUUUGUGUUGCGUUUUACCAGAUUUUGUAAUAUUACAUCUGCAAAGACGUGUGUUUAUGUAACCUGUACGAACAACGGUCUUGUUAUGGCACUGUACGAACCUAUUUCUUUCAAGGCUGUCCUCUUGGAGCUGUAUCUGCAUCUUUGCGACAGUUAGAAGGUAGUCACAUGUAUGAGAGUUCUUGAAAAUGUGAAAAAGUAACCCUGGGAAAUUAGUCACAUGACUGAGAUUAAACAUCCCAGGACCUCUCUGAAUGUCUUGCCCUGCCACCCCCUAAACCAUUCAAUCCCGCUCUCCCACACACACACACAAACACACACUUAAUGACAGGAAUUCUGUUUUUUCAGGCCAAAUAUAACAUUUUAAAAGUUGAGCGUUCAAGCCUGGAAACAGGAUCAUUCAUCAGGGUCAAAGCAGUAGGAGUUAAAGCUGGUGAAAUAUUUGUCUUCUUGAAAGUUCCAGCAGU
This is a messenger RNA of Morone saxatilis (striped sea-bass), 1670 nucleotides long. RefSeq lists its product as uncharacterized. The record is from RefSeq and is a predicted model, not a curated record. Lineage: Eukaryota; Metazoa; Chordata; Actinopteri; Moronidae. The transcript has 8 exons. Bases 155 to 1054 code for a protein of 299 amino acids.